AUGGACUCAUUCCGCGAGAUGCACCCUAACCCUGUCGCUGUGCCCGGAAACACCUGGUCCCCUAUCUACGAGGACGACAAGAGCGAGCCUAUGGAUCGCAUCGACUUUAUCUACCACAAGGGCAUGACAACCGUCGCCUCAGAGGUUAUGGUUUUGGGCAAGCCCAAGGGGGGCCAGGAUAAUGAGUGGCCUUCGGACCAUGCGGCAGUUUUGAGUACAUUCAAAGUGCCUAGCAAGAGAUCUAGGCGUGAGGCAGCUGAGCGACCAUUCAGAGCUUGCGAGUUCAUUGAUCAAUUCGCUAGCUACAAUUAA
Molecule: messenger RNA, 312 nt
Organism: Pochonia chlamydosporia 170
Lineage: Eukaryota; Fungi; Ascomycota; Sordariomycetes; Hypocreales; Clavicipitaceae
Exons: 2
Coding region: 1-312 (103 amino acids)
Source: RefSeq, a predicted model, not a curated record